Molecule: messenger RNA, 606 nt
Organism: Prunus dulcis (almond)
Lineage: Eukaryota; Viridiplantae; Streptophyta; Magnoliopsida; Rosales; Rosaceae
Product: ubiquitin-like protein 5
Exons: 1
Coding region: 155-376 (73 amino acids)
Biological process (GO): mRNA splicing, via spliceosome; protein modification process
Cellular component (GO): nucleus; cytoplasm
Molecular function (GO): protein binding; protein tag activity
Source: RefSeq, a predicted model, not a curated record
UCCAAUACAAGAAGGGCCUGCUGUGCUGACGUGAAUAUGGUAUUACAAGUAUUUUGCGCCUCUGCAAGUCCGUAGACAACGAAUCCAGAGAAACUCGGGAUAGGGGUCAGGGGCCUUAGGGCUUGAAACCUUGCAGAAGAAGAAGGAGAAGAAGAUGAUCGAGGUGGUGCUGAACGACAGGCUGGGAAAGAAGGUUCGGGUGAAAUGCAACGAGGACGACACCAUAGGCGACCUGAAGAAGCUGGUGGCGGCCCAGACGGGGACCCGAGCCGAUAAGAUCCGAAUCCAAAAGUGGUACAACAUUUACAAGGAUCACAUCACUCUCAAGGAUUACGAAAUCCACGACGGCAUGGGCCUCGAACUCUACUACAACUGAAACUCAUCAAUUCAAUUCUUCCUACCUACCUACGUCGUCGUUUCUUUUCUUUGCUUAAGGGCUUCGGUGGCAAUUAAUUAAUUAACUAAUUAUGUCAUUGCCUGCAUGUUAAUUGUUAAUUGUCAAUUGUUGGGUAAUUAAUUUGAUGGCUAAUUGUUGUUGGGCAGCAAUCAGAUAUUGCUUGUUCUGUUUUGUCAUUGCAGAUUGUGGGUUGUGUUUUUCAUUUUUUG